Messenger RNA from Pteropus alecto (black flying fox), 1158 nucleotides. It is a transcript of the gene ACKR2, whose product is annotated as atypical chemokine receptor 2. The record is from RefSeq and is a predicted model, not a curated record. Gene Ontology annotation, biological process: immune response; chemotaxis; G protein-coupled receptor signaling pathway. The transcript has a single exon. Gene Ontology annotation, cellular component: membrane. Gene Ontology annotation, molecular function: chemokine receptor activity. The coding region runs from base 1 to 1158 and encodes 385 amino acids. NCBI's taxonomy places the organism in Eukaryota, Metazoa, Chordata, Mammalia, Chiroptera, Pteropodidae.
AUGUGUCCUCCCCACAUGGCCUCACCUCUGCCGCUCACCACGGAGGCCGCCCCUUCUGACAACAGCAGCUCCUUCUACGACUAUGAGGACUACCUGGACCAGGUGGCCUUCAUGCUGUGCAUGAAGGAGGAGGUGCUGUCCUUUGGCAAAGUCUUCCUGCCAAUCUUCUACAGCCUGGUCUUUGUGCUGGGCCUGGGCGGGAACCUCCUCCUCCUCGUGGUCUUGCUCCGGUACGUGCCUCGCAGGCGGAUGACUGAGGUCAACCUGGCCUUCUCCAACCUCCUGUUUGUGGUGACGCUGCCUUUCUGGAGCAUCACCGUGAUCUGGCAUUGGGUCUUCGGGAGUUUCUUGUGCAAGAUGGUGAGCGCCCUCUAUACCAUUAACCUCUAUAGCGGCAUCUUCUUCAUUAGUUGCAUGAGCCUGGACAGGUACCUGGAGAUCGUCCACGCUCAGCCCCACCCCAGGCUGAGGACGCCGGCCAGGCGCCGGCUCCUUGCUGCGAUGGUAUGGGCUGCGGCCCUGGUCGUCUCCAUCCCUGACGUGGUCUUUGUGCGGACUCAUGAAUACCCCACGGGUGUGUGGAACUGCUAUCCUGAUUUUGGGGGGCAUGGGACCCCCUGGAAGCUCUUACUCCGCUUCCAGCAGAACCUCCUGGGGUUUCUCCUUCCGCUCCUUGCCAUGAUCUUCUUCUACUCCCGCAUCGCCUCUGUCCUGGUCAGAGUGAGGCCGCCAGGCCAGGGCCGGGCUCUGAGGAUAGCCGCAGCCCUCGUGAUGGCCUUCUUCGUGCUGUGGUUCCCAUACAACCUCACCUUGUUUCUGCACUCAUUGAUGGAUCUGAAAGUCUUUGGGGACUGCAAGGUCAGCCAGCACCUGGACUAUGCCCUGCAGGUAACAGAGAGCUUCGCCUUCUUCCACUGCUGCUUCACCCCCAUCCUGUAUGCCUUCUCCAGCUGCCACUUCCGCCAGUGCCUGAAGGCUUUCCUGGCCACCGCGCUUGGGCGGCACCAGGCACCUUGCCCUGCCCAGGCCCCGCUGUCCAGCUCUUCUGACAUUAGCAACCUCACUGCUCAAGAAGAAAUGACCAGCAUGAAUGACCUUGAAGAAAAGCAGGCUGAGGACUUCCCCACUGACGGGGAGGUAGGGGGAAAUGAAGCUUAA